UCAGAGUUCAACUUGAUGCUCGCGAUGAACGCCACCGACUACCGAAAGCUCACCGAGCACAUUGAGGGGACCAAGUUCCCGAUGGACAAUCUCAUCAAAAAAGUAUUUCUGAACAUUUUGGAGCCAAAAGAAGACCUAUGGAAUAGCAACCAAAAAAUUGAUCGGGAACGCUGGGAAACGGUCGGAAUCGAGCUUUUUCAGCGGACAGGAAUCCUGGUUUCAGUAGAUCAAAUGCGAUCCGGAUUCCGAAGUAUCAAGUCGAAUCUCGGCCAGCGUCUUCACAAUUGUGUCCAGAGCGGAAUGAGCAGAAUCCAGACUGAGCUUGAGCUUCAGAAAUGGGAGCUGUUCCAGGAUCUUCGGUUUUACUAUGACAAGCUUUACAAGUAUCGGCAGUUGCGAGCAGAACGAACAGGGAAUGAGGCGAGGAAUUCGGAGCCCGUCAGCGGAGAGGAUAUGCAAUCGUUCUUCGAAGAGCCCGAUAUGAUGUCGUUGGUUGAGGAGAAUGAUAGCGCCAUGAAGUACCUCUCAUCUCUUAUUCCACAAGUCUCAUCGACCUCGACUCCCACCAAGGUUAAGCUGGAGAAUCCAUUUCUCAAUGCUUUCGAAAACCCGAUGAAUCUGAGGCAUGAGCUGAGUCAGAUGCUCCAGGCAAGCUCGUCGAGUUCUUCAAUACCUUCACCUAUCUCUCCACCAGUGCCGAAUCCAAAAGCAGAGGAUGAGGAGAAGCCGUCUCUAAAACGCCCUCGAGAAUCCAGCCCAGCGGCAGUAGAGACAGAACGAAUAAGCCAGCAAAUCAAACGAAUUUUCGAGCAAUAUCCCGAGAAAACCAAUCUGAUCCGGUCUGUGCUCACCUACACCGUGCUUGCUUUUGAUGAGCCCGACGCGGAUUUUUCGACGGCUUCAGAGGUGUUCGGCGAUCUAGCAGCAAGGUUUCCAGUUCGGAACUCAAAGCGAUGAAUCUUUUUAAUAAUAAAAUUGUUUGUUGAUCUACGUAUGUUAUCGAAUAACUUUAUUUCCAAAUAAAAAAGCAACAUUGUAG
Messenger RNA from Caenorhabditis elegans, 1039 nucleotides. It is a transcript of the gene lido-15, whose product is annotated as MADF domain-containing protein. The record is from RefSeq and is marked reviewed. The transcript has 3 exons. The coding region runs from base 25 to 957 and encodes 310 amino acids. NCBI's taxonomy places the organism in Eukaryota, Metazoa, Nematoda, Chromadorea, Rhabditida, Rhabditidae.